AUGUCGAGGUUUGAAGCGGACCUGGAGAAGUCUAUCAAGAAAGCCUGUAGUAUCGAGGAAACUUCACCCAAAAGAAAGCAUGUUAGAGCUUGUAUUGUGUACACCUGGGAUCACAAGUCUGGGCGGUCUUUCUUUAAUGCGUUGAAAGUACAGCCUUUUGCACAGGAUGAGGUGCAAUUAUUCAAGGCAUUGAUCACGAUGCACAAGGUUUUGCAGGAGGGACAUCCUUCCGUUCUUGUUGAGGCAAUUCGUAAUCGUGAUUGGGUUGAAAGUUUGGGUAGGAUAUACGCCGGUGGUAGUGGUGAUGGAUAUGGCCGUAUUAUUAACGAAUAUGUGAACUUCCUGGUUCGCAAAUUGGACUUUCAUAGUUCGCAUCGCGGCUUCAAUGGAACGUUUGAGUAUGAGGAAUACUUAUCACUGAUGGCGACAUCCAACCCAGAUGAAGGCUAUGAAACGAUUUUAGAUCUGAUGGAUUUGCAAGAUCAUUUGGACUACUUUUCUCAAGUUUUGUUUGCAAGUAUUUCUGGCGCUCGUGUGAAAGAGUGCAAGGUUUCUGCUUUGGUGCCGUUAGUUGCUGAAUCGUAUGGGAUUUACAAAUUUGUAACUUCAAUGCUAAGGGCUAUGGUCAAGCAAACUGGGGAAGAAGGCGCAAUGGCACCUCUGAUGGAACGGUAUGGUAGACAGCACUUCAGGCUUUUUGAGUUUUAUGCCGAUUGUUCGUCCAUCAAGUUUCUGACGAGUUUAAUCAAAAUUCCAAAGUUACCAACUGAGUGUCCAUCUCUGAUGGAGUCUGAAGAAGGCUUGACCUCUAAAGGUCCUAGUAAUGUUGAUUUUAGGGAUAGAAGUAAGUCCGCGUCUGAAAAUCGGGAUACCCCGCCAUUGGUUCCACGAGUUAUCACUGGAGGUAAUGUUUCAAGUGUACCACCACAGAUCACUGGAUUAGGGCUGGUAGCAGCUCCUGUAGUGAAUGCGAUGCCUACAGGAAUGCCGAUGGUUGAUUUUCAGGCUCAAAUUGAACAGGAGCAAGCUCGAUUGUUAGCUGCUCAGAGAGAACGCGAUGCGUAUUUGCAGCAGGAACAUGAGAGGCAACUGGCAUUUCAGGAAGAACAAGAAGCCAUGGAGAGAGAGCGCCAAGCCCAACUUCAGAGGCAGCAUCAAGAGCAGGUCGCUUUUGAAGAAGGUUUAAGGAUGCAGCAAGCUCAGAAUAUGAAGUUGUUCGAACAGCAGCAGGUUCAGAGUGAUUUAAAUGCGUUGUGCGCUCAGCAUGAUAGAGAUCAAGUCCUUCUUCAGCAGUAUGAUGAUCGUGUGUCGUCUUUGGAGGAGGAGCUUGAAAGGUUGAACGUUAAUGUUGAGAAUCAAUUGCAGAGUAAGGACGAACAGAUGCGAGGUCUCGAAGAAUGGAAAGAUAAAUAUGAAGCUCUUGCUCGAUUGUACGCCCAGUUGAGACAGGAGCAUUUGCAGGUACUGAAGAAGUUGAAGAAGGUUCAAAUUCAGGCUGGAAGUGCAAUUGAAGAGAGAAAGAAGGCAGAGACGAAGGAUUUGAUGAUAAACGAUUAUGUGAAGAAAAAUGAUGUUUUAAGAAAGCGUUUAGAUGAAAUGGUCGUGAAGUUGGAUGCAAAGGAAGAGAGAGGAGCGUUGAAGAGAGUUGUUGAGUUAAUUGAAAGUCUUCUUUAUGGAGCGAUAUACGGUUUGGACCAAGAUUGGGGCUCGGGGUCGUUUUACGAUAUGGCUUCUGAUAAGGCUACAGAGUUUGCAUUAUCGUUUACAAACUAUGUUGUAGAAGGUGAAAGUCUUGAUGUUGAUGGGUUUAUUAACAAUAUGUUUGGCUUCGUGUGUGCAGUGGCAGCGCUGGGAAAUGAAAAUGCAGCAUUUCAAGUAAGCGCGUUCCUUGGUGAGUUACUACCAGAAUAUCUGCGUGGGAAUGAUGAAGAAAAAACUGAUAAAGUUAUCGAUCUUAAUGUGAAAUUACAAAGGCAUUUAUCUAUAAUGAAAGAUAUGGAACCUGCAUUGAAGAGAAUUAUGCCAUUUGUAGGAGGUGAUAAAUCAGGUACGGUGGAAGCUAUUUUGAAUUUGAUUAAAGCAUCGAUAGAAUGUCAGAAGGAAAUAGGAUCUGAAAUUCCAAAUGAGUUCUACAAGAAGGAGAAUAGGUGGAGAGAUGGGUUAAUAUCAGCGGCAAAGGCUAUUUCAGUGGCAACAGAGACUAUGCUUAUUGCAGACAGCUAUGAGAGGUUCAAGGUCGCUUCUAACGAAGUAGUAGCGUCGACGGCUCAAUUAGUAGCAGCCUGUCGAGUAAAAAAUCCACCCUCCCAAGCAAAGUUAGAGCAAUGCAGUAGAAUUGUGUCUAGCGCAGUUAAAAAGCUCGUACAAAAACCAAAUGAGGCACCAUUCACGGAACCACUGAAGGAAAUGGAUCAGCAGGUCGAGAUUGUGAGACUUGAGAAUGCACUUGAAGAAGCAAGAAAAAGAUUAGGUGACAUUAGGAAGCAGAGUUAUACCUAG
Messenger RNA from Lachancea mirantina, 2499 nucleotides. The record is from the annotation of a GenBank genome assembly. NCBI's taxonomy places the organism in Eukaryota, Fungi, Ascomycota, Saccharomycetes, Saccharomycetales, Saccharomycetaceae.